Molecule: messenger RNA, 2854 nt
Organism: Brassica napus (rape)
Lineage: Eukaryota; Viridiplantae; Streptophyta; Magnoliopsida; Brassicales; Brassicaceae
Product: proline-rich receptor-like protein kinase PERK4
Exons: 8
Coding region: 739-2571 (610 amino acids)
Biological process (GO): protein phosphorylation
Molecular function (GO): protein kinase activity; ATP binding
Source: RefSeq, a predicted model, not a curated record
AAGAAGCCACAAAUUUUUAUGUUUUAGAUAGAAAAUUCAUUUAGUUUUGGAAUUUGUUUUUAAUAGUAAAGACUAUUGUACAUUUGAUCAAUUAGUUUAAAGUUGAAAGCAAAAAAAAGUUUAGUGUUUUAAAAAUAUUUUGAGCAAGAGCAAAUGUAAGGGUUUCUCUAUUUUCGGUAACUAAAAUCACACACCAACUUUCUUAAAAAAAUGCUUCUUUCUCGAGAGUUGUCAAAAAACCAAAUGAAAAGAUACGAUGUGGAUUAGAUGGAACGGACCAGAACUAAAUUGAGAUCCUCUACGAACACGAAAAGUAAAAAUAGUGCAUGAGGUUACGUGGAAUUAAUAUCACGGAGCCAAAAUGAGAAAAAAAGACCAAAGCAACUAACUAACUAACUAACACAAAAACUGUCAUUAAGACGGAGACUGAGAGAGAAGAGGCAUGCUUGUCGGGAUGAAGACAGAGCAAAUCUCCAUUUUUCUUACCAAAAACUCUCUAUGUCUUUCUCUCUCCCCUUUCUAUCUUCCUUUUAGGUACUAAUGUCUUGCUAAUUUUGUAUUAAAUCUCUCAAGUUUAGCAUUCUUUUGUUUGUUGUUAGUUGUUAGAUAACGAACAUAAUAAGACAGAAAACAUGUCCAAAUUUUCUCAAUGUUUUGGUGUUUGUUUUUUUGAGACAAUUCUAGUGAUUAACGGAAAGAAGGCAGAGAGUUUUGAUUUCUGAGGUUUCCUCUUCUCUGAUGGCUUCUUCCCCUGAAUCAUCUCCUCCUCCGUCAAAUUCAAGUUCAACCUCCUCCACUCCACCGUCUCCUCCUUCUCCUACUCAAGGAGACUCAUCAUCUCCACCUCCUGAUUCCAGCUCGCCACCAGCUCCACAAGCUCCUUCUCCUCCCAGUUCUAGCAAUAACUCUCCUCCUUCUCCGGCAUCACAAGGCGGUGGAGGAAAUGGCGGCGGAAAUCAGUCUCCACCGUCACGUGGCUCCCCUCCUUCUAGGGGUGGAGAUAAUAGUGGCAGCAGAUCGUCACAGUCUGGAAACAAUGGGGGAUCUCGCUCGGAUAAUUCUCCUUCUGGCGGAAGUGGUGGAGGAGGCGGAGGAGGAGGAAAUAAUACGAAUACGGCGAUCAUAAUAGGUGUACUAGUUGGAGCUGGACUACUGAUGAUCGUGCUUAUUAUUGUGUGUCUUAGACGCAAAAAGAAGAGAAAAGAUUCCUUCUACCCUGAAUCCAUGAAAGGAAAUCAAUAUCAAUACUAUGGAAACAACAACAACAACAACAACAACAAUUCUUCACAGAAUUACCCAAAUUGGCAUCUAAAUUCACAAGGCCAAAACCAACAACCUCCUAAUAGUUGGGGAGGCGGUGGACCAUCACUGCCUCCUCCUCAGCAGAUGCCUACAAGUGGAGAUGCUUCCUCCUUGUACUCGGGACCAGCACGCCCGGUUUUACCUCCUCCUCCGCCUACUCUAGCCCUUGGAUUCAACAAAAGCACUUUUACUUACCAAGAGCUCGCAGCUGCAACAGGAGGUUUUGCGGAUUCUAACCUUUUGGGACAGGGAGGUUUCGGCUAUGUCCAUAAAGGGGUGUUAUCUAGUGGUAAAGAAGUCGCAGUUAAGAGCUUAAAAUCGGGUAGCGGACAAGGAGAAAGAGAGUUUCAAGCUGAGGUUGAUAUCAUUAGUCGUGUGCAUCAUCGAUAUCUUGUUUCUUUGGUUGGCUAUUGCAUAGCUGAUGCACAAAGAAUGUUGGUUUAUGAAUUUGUUCCUAAUAAUACUUUGGAGUAUCAUCUUCAUGGGAAGAAUCUUCCAGUAAUGGAUUUCUCCACCAGGAUGCGCAUCGCCUUAGGUGCUGGGAAAGGACUUGCUUACCUUCAUGAAGACUGUCAUCCUCGGAUCAUUCACCGUGACAUCAAGUCUGCAAACAUUCUCUUGGACUUUAACUUUGAUGCAAUGGUGGCUGAUUUCGGAUUAGCUAAGUUAACUUCUGAUAACUAUACUCAUGUAUCUACUCGUGUGAUGGGAACUUUCGGAUAUCUAGCUCCAGAGUAUGCUUCAAGCGGUAAAUUAACAGAGAAAUCAGAUGUUUUCUCGUACGGUGUCAUGUUACUGGAACUAAUCACUGGAAAACGACCGGUUGAUAGUAGCGGCACCAUGGAUGACACUUUAGUGGAUUGGGCUCGUCCUAUCAUGGCUCGUGCACUAGAAGAUGGAAACUUUAAUGAGCUUGCCGAUGCAAGGCUUGAAGGCAACUACAACCCUCAAGAAAUGGCUCGAAUGGUUACUUGUGCUGCUGCUAGUAUUCGCCAUUCUGGACGUAAACGCCCAAAGAUGAGCCAGAUUGUAAGAGCAUUAGAAGGAGAAAUGUCACUAGAUGCUCUAAAUGAAAGUGUGAAGCCUGGAAAUAGCAAAGUUUACGGGACAUCAGGAACAAGCACGGAUUAUAGUCAGACAUCAUACAAUGCAGACAUGAAGAAAUUCAGACAUGUAGCUUUGUCGAGCCAAGAGUUCCAAAGCAGUGAAGCUGAAGGAUCAUGUAGCACUGAUUCCCGAGAGACUAAAAGUCCGGCUGCUCCUAAAUGAAAUCUCUCAUGAAGCCACCAGAGAUGAAUCGACUUCCUCAUGGUAAGAUUAACGAAAGAAAGGAUUCUUGAGGGAUUUUGAGGUUUAAAAAAUAAAGCCAUGUAAGCUAAACAGCAAUGUCAUUGUUACGUUUAGAUUGUUCUUCACGUAUAAGCAAACCCAUGACACUUAUGAAAUUAGGCUAUGACACUAUGGGAUUUCUAAAACUUUAUUCUAAGACUCAGUUACUCCAAUAAUCUCACUCAUGUUUGUCCUUUAGCUAAAUAGAUCUCAUUUUAUCUCA